This is a messenger RNA of Monomorium pharaonis (pharaoh ant), 4063 nucleotides long. Its product is annotated as lysosomal aspartic protease. The record is from RefSeq and is a predicted model, not a curated record. The transcript is spliced from 8 exons. The coding region runs from base 143 to 1297 and encodes 384 amino acids. Gene Ontology annotation, biological process: proteolysis. Gene Ontology annotation, molecular function: aspartic-type endopeptidase activity. NCBI's taxonomy places the organism in Eukaryota, Metazoa, Arthropoda, Insecta, Hymenoptera, Formicidae.
GUUUGUAUAUAAACAGAGAAAGUCUAAUGAUAUACAACAUUCUUCUUCUGUUGCGUUUGGUGAGUUGAUCCCUUGAAAGAGAGUUACCAGGGAAUUACAAUCAGAAUUUCUUCGAUUUUUAUAACUUUAUUUGACGUGAAACAUGAAAUAUUUAGAAAACAUAUUUCGAUUCUUUAUGGUGGUCGCAGCAAUCAUCAUGAUUAAUGCGGAGUUAUAUAGAAUUCCGUUAUACAAAACAUCUGCUCGACAAUCUUCCAAGAAUAUUAGCAUAAAUCAGGGACAGCAUCGUUUCCUUAAACAUUUUCCCGUUAUGACGGUACCUUUGACCCAUCAUCUACAGUACUAUGGUGUUAUUUCGGUUGGAACUCCACCGCAAAAUUUUACAGUGGUUUUUCAUACAGGUUUUGCAGAUUUCUGGUUACCAUCUAAAAAUUGCGACAUUAACAGUCUUGCUUGCCUGGAACAUGAUAAUAAAUAUGAUAGCAACAAGUCCAGCACAUAUAUAAAUCCAGUAAAUGGUAAAACAUUCAUUCAACGAUACAUUACCGGCAAUAUAUUUGGAUAUUUAUCUGCUGAUGUAGUAAAUAUUGCUGGUCUUAAAGUUAAAAACCAAACUUUCGGGGAAGUAAUAAACGAACCGACAACAUAUCUCACUAAGGCAUACGACGGUGUUUUGGGAAUGGGUUAUAGUGAAUUAUCUUUUAUAGGAAUAACUUCCGUUUUCAACAACAUGAACAAACAAAACCUGGUGAAACCUGUUUUUAGUUUCUAUCUAAAUCGAAAUUCUUCAACCACGGUGGGUGGUGAACUCAUAUUAGGUGGCUCCGACCACGCUUAUCAUGACGACGAGUUCACAUAUAUUAAUGUUACCAAUCUAGAAAGUUGGCAAAUUACCAUCGAUAACAUCACAAUAAAUGAUGUUACGUUAUGUUCAAAUGGCUGUCAAGCUAUUAUCGAUACUGGUAUAUCUACGAUAGAUGGACCAUCAUCGAACAUUGCAAUGCUUAACGGACUAAUUGGGUUUAAUCAACUUAAUAAAGAUUUUUUGAAUAUAGAUUGCUCUAAGGUUCCUCAUUUGCCCAAUGUCAAUUUCUUUAUAAGUGGUACGAAAUUUGUUCUUACAGCUAACAAUUAUAUUUAUAAGAUACUAAAAGAAGGUAGAAUGACAUGUAUAAGCUCCUUUGUGAAUGAUCAAGUAACUAGUCAUAUGUGGAUUUUGGGUGAUGCAUUUCUCAGACAAUUCUACACCGAAUUUGACGUGAAAAAUAAGCGAGUGGGAUUUGCUCCUGCAAAAUAAUUAAAUUACUUUCUCAUAAAAUUAAUGUUAGAAAAUUUAAACAUAAUAAAUGAAUAAUUAAGUCCAAUUUUUUUUUAGAGCGUUAAGUCAUAUCUUUUUAUUUGUAGUUAUUUACGCGAUAUGUUGGCAAAUAAAUAUAAUGUAUGUAAUAUUUUAGAAAAUUACAACAAUAGUAUGCAAUGCACAUGUAUGCAUUGUUUUAAUUAACGAUUUGAAACAGGAUGUUUUUUGGUGUACUAUUGCACAAUAUACUUUUGCAAGAUAUUGUGAAUAUCUAUAGUCUAAAGCAAAUCUUAAAAUAGAAUUAAAAUAUUUUUUAAAAUACUAUAUACUAUACUGAUUUUAUUUGUUAAUCUUUCAUUUUAUUUAAGUAUUGUAUGUAAAAGAAGAAGAUAUUGUCUUAUAUUUUAUAAAUAUUAAAUUAUUCAUUUACAAAUAUAUAAUUCCGAAAGAAAUUUUUGCUAAAGUUUCGAUAUUUUGUUAAAUUUUACUAUUAUUUUGGAAAUUUUGACCAGAGAUUCUAUCAAUUGAAUUACGAACAAAUUAUUUUUUAUUUUGAUGUAGAUUUCAAAGUUUAUUGACUUGUAUAAAAUUUUAUUAAAAUUAUAUUAUAUAAAGAAACGGGCAAAUAACAGUCAAACGCGGUUUUUUAUGCGCAAAAAGAAUUAAAUCUAUUUAAAAUUUAAUAUUUCACAAUUCAGAAAUUACAUUGCUUCUACUUACUAAUAACCCAUUUACCAAAUUGUAUUAUGUAAUUAAAGCAUUUUAUUAUUUGUAAAAUGAUUUUAUGAUUUGUUCGAUUUGAUAAACAUAAAAAAUUCAUCAAGGUGUUAUUUCAGUAUACAUAUAACAGUGUUUAUUAAAAAAAAAAUAUGGAUUAUAAAUUAUAUUAUAGAGUUUAGAAAUAAAUUUUUUUAUUGUACAAAAUAAAGUAAAAAUAAGUUUUUUAAAAAAUUCUUGUAAGAAAUAAUUGUGUAUAAGUAUUGACAUAAUUUUUGAAGAGUUUUUGUUAAAUCAAUUCUAUUAAAGUUCUUCUCUUCUGAUAUGUAUAUAUAUUUUUUCGUUCUAUUAAUUUUUUGCUAAUUAUAGUGAAUAUGUGCCAAUAAAAUGUCUGUGAUAUAGGGACAAAUGUACACAAACUGCAUAAUAUAUGCAACGUACAAUCUAUUUAUUAUUUACAACAACGUAGCAAUGUUACGUAAAACCACAUCGCGCUUCGUCUAUAAUGACAGAUCGCUUAUCACACAGUUUUAAAAAAUGCGCGCGGUCGUGCCGCAGCUGCACCAUUUCGGACCAAUUAACGGCUAUCAAACGCGACCGAACGAUUUCGCGCCUUCGGCGAAUACGAUACAAGGUGCGACAUGACGGGAAUCGCUGUAUAUCGCAUAAAUACAAGUCCGUUUUUGCGAAUUGUUAUCUAUUAGACCGCUCGUAUCGAUUAAUAACCUUCUUGGCAAAUAACCUCAGACCGUGUAUACAUAUUUCACAAGUAUAAUUUAGAAGAUAUUUGUAGAGAAGAAAACUUACAAAUUUUUCCUACAACUCACAAAAAUUUAAAACAAAUCACUUAAACAAAAUAUGGAAAACAGAAUUUCUUUUUUUUUACGAUUAUAAGUCCUUCAAAAUAAAGUUUUGUUUGUAUGAAUAAACUUUGCUUUAAGCAAAAAUUUUAGUUGUGUGCGUGUGUGCGCGCGCGCGUAUAAUUAUGAAAAUAUUAAAGUUAGAUAUUUGUAUUUAACACCACAUUAAUAUUUACUAUAUAUUAAACUGAAAACUUUAAUUUAAAAAAUUGCCUGAUUAACAAAUUGAGACCAAUUUUGCCGUAAAAUUUUCAAUGACAUAUUAUAUAAUUUUAGAACACUUAAAUUUGUAUAAAUAUAUACGCACUUAAACAAUAUUCUAUAAUACCGUAAUAAUAAAUAAUAUCUUGAAUAGUAAAAAACUUUUUGCGAAAUUAAAAAAAGUUUAAUUAGAUAAGAGUUAAAAUAAAAAAUUUAUUUGUAAUCGCGAAAUUAUGUACUUCGUUGGAUUUCAACGUAAGUCAUCGUUUUAUUGAUACAACAUAUCAUAGAUUUUCUUUUUUAGCAUAAUUCAUAAUUAUGCGAUAUUCAUAAAUAAUUGAUUUUGCACGUAAAAAGGUUAACAGCUAGUUCCUGGAUUUUCGUUAUAUUUUCAUAUCGCAUGUUCGUAUUCGUCGAUUCGUUCUGUUCGUCGUGCCGGCAAUUUUAAUGGCUUGUUACUAUGUAAAUUUUAUUGACAUGAACGUGGCGGACGCCCAUCACAUAUAGAAAUAUUUACGUGUCUCAUACAUACACACAAAAACGAUCAUACACUCACGUUGCGUGUAAUUGCGCGUAGACGUACGUGUGUAUUAUAUAUAUACAAUACGUGUACGUGUACACGUGUCAUAGCGUAGCACGUUCAACGUGACGCAAAAAACAGAAAUUAAUUAACAUUACAAUCCCAUUGUACCAUCUUGCUCUAUGCUAACGUUUAACAUUAUUUACAAUUCGGUGAACAUCCUCAGGAAUAAACGAGAGAAGAUUGAAUCAUCUUAAAGUAGGCAGAAGCCGUGCCUCUACGCAAGCAAGUUAGGCAUGGUUUUACGUAUUCGAUUUGCCGCGAAUUUUGUUUGAUCCUGAGAUUUUAUAUAACGUUCGUGGGAUGAGAAAAUCAAAGCACGAUCAUCGCGUUCAACUCUAAACGUGCGCCGCAAAGUUGAGCCGCGUAGUUUAGAAUUGAUUCGGGUACUAACUAACUUGUACA